UUUUUUUUUUAAUAAUUCCCCAAUCGUAUCAAAAAUUUAGGAAUUGAAAAUUUGUUUUUUUAUAAUUCAAGAAUCUCACACUCAUCUUUGCUAUCAGAAGAGUUCCUUUGUUCUUCGUUUUCCAGUCUCCAUUUCCCCUCACGAUUUCAUAAACUGUGAAAAUAUUCAAUUCUAUUAAGGUCCUGAAGUUGGCAUUUUGUGGUUCAGUGAUAAAGCACUGCGUUAACAUAGAUUUCAAAACCCUAGUGUGGAUUUCGAUUAUACUUCGGGAUUUUGAAGUGGAAUGGUAGGGAAAGAGGAUGAAGCUAGUGGGGAGAGUAAUAACAUCGACAGUGCUGGUACACGACUCCAUCAUCCCAUUCCAGGUAACAGGAAAAUGUAUUGGAGGUCAGCUUCAUGGUCGUCUUCUCAUGUAUCAUUACCACCACUUAAUCCCGACAGUGUAAAAGACACUUCAGAUCCAAGUAAUGGUGGACAGAUUCGAAGGUGUCCUGUCCCAUUAACUCCUAGAUCAAACAGUAAAGGCCGAUCAUUUCUACCACCAUUAUCAAUUGCUAGAAGAAGCUUAGAUGAAUGGCCAAGAGCAGGUUCAGAUGAUGUUGGUGAGUGGCCAAUUCCCAGCACACCUAGUGGCGAAAGGCUAAAGCUUGAUUUAUCAUCAAUCCAAAGAAUCCCAGAUAAGAAUCCUUCCCUUGUGAAAAGAGAUAAGAUUGCUUUCUUUGAUAAAGAAUGUUCAAAAGUAGCAGAACAUAUCUUCCUAGGUGGUGAUGCAGUUGCACGCGAUAAAGACAUACUCAAACAACACAAAAUCACUCACAUUCUCAAUUGUGUAGGCUUUGUUUGUCCUGAAUACUUCAAAGGACAUUUCGUGUACAGAACUUUAUGGUUACAAGAUAGCCCUUCAGAAGACAUAACAAGCAUACUAUACGAUGUAUUCGAUUACUUUGAAGAUGUUAGAGAACAAAAUGGGAAAGUUUUUGUACAUUGUUGUCAAGGGGUAUCUCGGUCAACUUCAUUGGUGAUCGCAUAUCGUAUGUGGAGAGAAGGUCAAAGCUUUGAUGAUGCUUUUCAAUACGUAAAAGCUGCAAGAGAAAUCGCGGAUCCAAAUAUGGGAUUCGCAUGCCAACUUUUACAAUGUCAGAAAAGGGUACACGCGUUUCCUUUAUCUCCAAGCUCAUUACUUAGAUUAUAUAGAAUUGCACCUCAUUCAUCAUAUGACCCUUUACAUCUUGUUCCAAAAAUGUUAAAUGUUCCUUCCCCAGUUGCUCUAGAUUCUAGGGGUGUCUUCAUUAUGCAUAUACCUUCAAGUAUUUACAUUUGGGUGGGUGUAAAAUGUGGAUCUUUAAUGGAAAGAGAUGCAAGAGGUGCAGUUUGUCAGAUUGUUAGAUAUGAAAAGGUCCAAGGGCCGAUAGUUGUGGUGAAAGAAGGGGAAGAACCUUCUUACUUUUGGGAUGCUUUUUCGAGUCUUUUACCUUUGAUGGAUAAAUCAGGAAAGGUGAUUGAUGUUUCAAAGUUGACUAAAGUAACCCCGGGUGAUAGAAUAGUUGACUCCUACAAUGUUGACUUUGAGAUUAUACAGAAAGCAAUUGUGGGUGGAUUUGUCCCUCCUUUUGCUUCUUUUGAAACUGAACAAGAAACUCAUUUACCAGUUAGAGAAAGUAGUUGGAGUGUUUUGAGACGUAAAUUUGCACAUGGAAACAUGAAGGAGUUUGUUUUAGCUUCCAAAUCUGCCCCUUCUAGAGUCUACCCUGAUUCUUCUUUACUCAUGGGUUCAGAUAACAAUUCUAAUUCUAAUUCUAAUUUUCUUUUUUCUUCAAGAUCUUCAUUUUCUUCAUCAUCAUCAUCGUCAUCUCCUGAUUCCCAAUCUUCCGAUUCCACCAUUAGCUCCUCCAAAUGCUAUUCCGAUUCCCCUGUUGCAUCUCCUUCUGUAUUGUCAACAUUUUCAACUUUAUCACUUGCUCCGAUUCUUCCAUCUAAACUCUCGCCUCAUUCCAUUUCCAAAACUUCUGAAUUCAUUGAUGUGAAUUUCACUUCAAACUCAUGUUCACAAUCGGUUUUAUCACCUUCAAAAAGGUCUUCACUUUCGAUUGCUGAACGCAGAGGUAGUGCUCCUAAAUGUCUUAAACUACCAAUGAUGAGUGAUGACGAAUCUCUUGUUCAGGGCUCUUGUUCAAAUAGUUUGACCGAGUUUGACCAGAAAUCUAAAGCUUCACAAGAAGAUCAGAAUGUGAAGCAAGAAUUAAUGGUGCUUGAGUGGCCUAGUUUGGAAAAGGUUAUGAGAUUUUAUGCUGGUGACAUGGAUUCCAGUCGCGUGUUUAUUUUCGUGACUCCGGAAUCAAGUUCCGGAAUUGGGGAUUCCGGUUUGUAUUUAUGGGUGGGAAAAGGUUUCUUGCAUGAUAAAGAAUAUAAAGAUAGUGAAAGGUGUGCUGAGCUGGCAGAUUUUUCUGUGAAAGAAGUUAUUAAUAAUCUUGUUUCCAAGAUGGGUUUGUCAAAGGACACUCAUGUUAAGGUGGUGAAGCAAGAUGAAGAACCUUCAGAAUUUGUUGCUCUCCUGAGUUCAUUGUAGCAGGGUGUAGUGAUCAGGUGUUGUGCAACCUUUCCUGUUCUCUCUGCAGCCUAGAUAUAACAUUCCAGCAAAAAAAAAAAUGCUGGAAAAAGAAAUCGAGAUUGAGAAUGUAUCAAGGUUUCAGUGGCAAACUAAGCAAAUCUGCUCCUUUUGUGUUCUAACCUCUCAACACAUUGGUUGUAUUGUAUAUUUAUCUUUAUUAAACAAUUUUAUAUAAUCGUAAUUUAAGGGAGGAGUAGAUUCACUGAUUAUGCUUUGAUGUUAAAUGUAGCAUUUUUCUACCAUGUUCAUGAUAAUUUCUAGUAUGAAUUUGAUGGAUGCACAAACUUUAUGUACA
Messenger RNA from Lactuca sativa (garden lettuce), 2903 nucleotides. RefSeq names its product mitogen-activated protein kinase phosphatase 1 (gene MKP1). Lineage: Eukaryota; Viridiplantae; Streptophyta; Magnoliopsida; Asterales; Asteraceae. The record is from RefSeq and is a predicted model, not a curated record. Gene Ontology annotation, biological process: protein dephosphorylation.